Branchiostoma floridae (Florida lancelet) is the source of this 4823-nucleotide messenger RNA. Its product is annotated as polycomb protein suz12-like. Gene Ontology annotation, cellular component: ESC/E(Z) complex; nucleus. The coding region runs from base 192 to 2273 and encodes 693 amino acids. The transcript has 6 exons. Gene Ontology annotation, molecular function: chromatin DNA binding. Lineage: Eukaryota; Metazoa; Chordata; Leptocardii; Amphioxiformes; Branchiostomatidae. The record is from RefSeq and is a predicted model, not a curated record.
UUAAUAUACAUUUCAUACAUUCUAAGAUAAUAAUGAUGUAUAUUAGUACAAUAUUGAGACGUUUUGGGUUAUCGCGGGCACUUUAGACGUUCUUAUGAUAUGCUGCGGUGACAUGUUCCCGCCAUUUGAAUCAGCAAAGAUCGCGGAGACCAGAACCACAAAGGCUCCAGGUGGCACACUGAAGAGCCAUUAUGGCUCCUCACAAGGUUGACAAUGGCAAGAGGCGAAAAGAAGCGAGGACAGCUGGCAGAAAGAUCGGCAAGCAGACGCCAAAGUGUGACUCUUUGACCAGUUCACUGAAGAUGGAGAACGGCAAGGCCAAUGGGAGUCUGCAGGACCUGCAGAAGGACCAUGAGUUGUUCCUGCAGGCGUUUGAGAAACCCACGCAGAUCUACAGGUUUCUGCGGACCAGGCACAUCGUGGCCCCGGUCUUCCUACAGAGGAACGUCACGUACAUGUCACAGAGGUUCUCCAGGAGCCACUGUCGGAGGAAACAGUUCAAGGUAGAUUCAGUGUUGGGAGACAUUGUUGCCGAGGAGAAGAAAGUAGAAGAACAAAAGGCGCUCAGCCCACCUGUACAGUGCACACCUAGGUAUUUAAACUUGAACUUCAUCACCUUCUGCUGGUCCCAGGCAGACAAUGUGGACCCAGCAGUCGUGCCUCAAGAGGUCAUGGUCGAAGCCGCCCUUCUGAAGAUCUGUCACAAGAAGAGGAAAGACGUGCUGUCUCCGAUGAAGCAUGUACCCCUGGGAAAGAUACAAGUACCCUGUGUGUCCGGUGCUGACGGUGCUAGCAGAACUGGGCCUUCUCUGUCCAUCCCGGGAGAGUGCUUCCAACCUAGUAACGGUCAGAUCAAAUCCUACGUACUGGUGCUUAGAGUCACGGUUACCAAUUCUCAACCAAUCGGAGGCGAAGAUGAGAACGCUUCUGGGGAACCCAUGCCGAAAAGGCUCUGCACGUCGCCUCGGGAAGAUGUCAUGUUGAAUGGGACGGUCAACGGGAACGUUCAGCUGGAAGACGUGAUCUCGAGCGCGGAGUACCAGGCGGAGUUGAUCGUGUACGACAAGCAGCACUCGUGCUUGCUGACAGAAGGGGACUAUGAGAUCGCGCUGAAACAGAUGCACAGUCUACCUCUCCAGAACAAACAGGCGCAGUGGGAGACCAUCAUGGACGGCAGGGCGGUCGGACCGUUCGAGACGUUCCGAUUUGGACCCACGCUGCGCUUUAAACUGACUUGGACACACUGUCCUACCACGGUCUCCAGUAGAAUGUCCAUCUCGCCAUCCAAAGUCACCGGACAGAGUCUCGGGCCCUUUGAGGAACGCCCAAUCGAGAGGCAGAACUCUGAAGCACUGUUGAAUGUCAAAUACAAGAAAACGCCGGAGAAGCAGGAGAAGCGACAGAGGAUCUUCUACCAGUUUCUGUACAACGGCAACAUGCGACAGCAAACGGAAGCCCGGGACGACCUCCACUGCCCGUGGUGCACACUGAACUGUAUGAAGCUGUACAGCCUUCUCAAGCAUCUCAAACUCUGCCACUCACGAUUUACAUUUGUCUUCGUCCCACAUCCCAAAGGUGCUAGAAUCGACGUCUCCAUCAACGAGGGGUAUGAUGGAUCGUACGCGGGAAAUCCUGCCGACCUCCACCUCAUGGGCUUCGCGUUCAGGAGGAACGGGCCGUGUCGAAGGUCUCCCGUCACCAACAUUUUAGUCGCAAAACCAAGACGGCCAGAACCCAGCUUGUCUGAGUUUCUGGAAGGGGAGGACCUUGAGCUUGAUUGGACGCGUCCCUUCACCAGCGGACACAAUAGACUUUACUUCCACUCAGGCACCUGUCUACCACUACGGCCGCAGGAAAUCGACAACGACAGCGAGGAGGAGAGCGAUCCCAUUUGGCUGAAACAGCGCACUCAGCACAUGAUUGACGAGUUCACUGAUGUGAAUGAGGGAGAGAAAGAGCUGAUGAAAAUGUGGAACCUUCACAUCAUGAGAAAUGGCCACAUUGCAGAUUGCCAGGUACCAACAGCCUGCAGUACAUUUGUGGAAGAGAAAGGUGUUUGGAUUGUCCAGCGUAACCUGGUACGGAACAUGCUGCUUCACCUGGUCAACCUGUACGACUUCAGUCUCAUCAGCUCGUCUGUCGUCCAGCAAACCAUCUCCAGGCUCAGGAAGAUGGAGGCAGAGGUCGCCACGGCUGCAGCGACAAACGAGUCAUCGCAAACCUUCACCGUCCCAAGUACGGCCGCGAGCCCAGAACAGCCACACAAAUCCUGAAGUCUCUAGAGCGAAGCCACAUGGUUGUUGUCAUUUAGCACUCGCAGUAUCGAUCACAACAGUCUACGUACUGUACAUUCAUUUAAGUUUGCAUCAGGUUGAAAUCUUGAGCUUUCUAUAUCUUUGAGGCUGAGAUGGAACUGACACAAUGAAAGAACAUUUGUUCAAGGUGUUAUGGCUGAACGAAGUGUACAAACAUUGUGAAAAUUUCAGUACUUGCAGUGUAUUCCUAAAACAUUGCAUUGCAUAUUUUGGCAUCAAGUACAGUUAUUACAAUACACUUCUUGCCACCUGCGUUGAAGUAUUUUUGCAUGCCUCCGUCGGUGCCACUAUAUCUCAGCUGUUACAACAAAAUCAGAGAACUAAAUGAAGACACUUGUGGCCAAAUAAUCAAUACCAAGGCUUUCAGUAAUCAUUUGUAUAUACAAGAUGAAAAUCUCUAAAUUAGAGAUUUUCACAAGUUGCCCUCUCAGAUUUCUAGUUACAUAUACAGACAUGUACCAAAACCAUAUUUUUUUGAACACACGUCAAACUGUCAGGAUAUUUUAGGACUUGGACAACAUUGCUAUGUAGCACUAAGGCACUGUUUUGGUGUAUUUCGUUUUAUUAUUGCUCUUAAACAACCCAUGCUAGGAUAAACAUUCCUUAUGUGACUUAGAUGAUACCAUUUUGUGUCAGAAAAUAGUUAAGGAAGAUGACUUGUUUGUAUACAGAAAUGUCAUGCGCACACACACACACACACACACACACAGACAUGAACUUGUGCAUGCUUCUAUAGACAGUUGUAUUACAAAAAAAUAGAAAAAUAGAAAACAACCAAUCAUGUUUGACAUUUAUCCAUGACCCCCUAGGUGAAGAGACUGUGAUGCAGAUAUUUUUCUACAAUGUGUAAUCAGGGGAUGUGGACCAACCAUGUGCCUUUUUGUUACAGGAGAAGUGUAGACUUGUAUUUCUGUAGUCAUAAACAGUGCAUACAGACACCAGAAAGUCAUUGUCUGUAUGUGUGGGCUCUGAUAGUCGUAUGAAAUGGAAAAGAAAAGCGCUUUCAUAGUUUAUAUUCUCGCUGCUUUAGCCUAGUCUGUAGUUUCUUGUUGUCAUUGUCGGUUGUUGGUCAAAAUGGACACAAUUUUAAAUGUCACCCUUCUAUUGCAAUAGCUUCAGUUGUAUAAGAUGGGGAGGGAAAAUGCAAAAUUGUAACAGGUUGACAUGUAUAGUUACUUGUAUGUGAUGCUAUCUAGGUGAAACAUUACCCUAUGAUUAUGGAAACUGUUAACUGUUGUGUUGUUAAGUUACUGGCGUCAACUUGCAACAAAAAAUGAACUCAAUGAAAAAGUGACCCAAAGGCCAACAGAAUUUUUGUUGUUGCUUAAGUAAUGGUAUGAUGCAGUCAUUCCAAUACUCAAUUUGUACAUAGAUGCAUUUGGUCACAAAGAUAUUUUGAUUAUACAAUGAAGAUACAUGUAUAGAAAUUGUUUCUAUGUUGAUAGAACAUGAGAAAGGAGUGUCUAAUGUAAACCCUAAAGUAGAUAGCUUUAAAGCGACGUUGUAUGUAAAAAGGAAAUGGUCUUUGUAUAAAGAAAUUCUGUCUUCAGUCAUAGGAUGCUAGAUUAUUUGUCUGGCCAAGCUUGUCAAUAUAGUUGUACUGUAUAGGUGCUUAUAUAGGUUACUGUAUCACCUUAAAUCUUUCUUCUGAAAUAAGCUAGUAAGGUAUUUCAUGAUGCAAAAGGUAUUUGUCCUUGCCCAGAAGUAUAUUUGUUUUGACAAUUAUCAAAAUGAUCAAGAAGGAAUGUACAGGUUAUAUGAUGUCUGGUCAUCUGGUAGUGGUGUCCUUUUUUGGUAGUCUCUGAGGUAGAGAACAUUUGGGAUAGGGAAAUAUAUAUCUAAAUUUCUAGGUUGCUGGGCUAUCACAAUUUUUACAAACAGUUCUUUAGUUAUGUAUCCAGCUAUAUCUGUAACAUUAGAUUUCCUGUACAUGUCAUAAUAUACUCCCAUCUUGCAGUUUGAUGUCAGUGGUAUGUUCCUCAAAACAUUACAUUGUCAGGGUUGAUUUCAGCUGAGCCACUAGUGUACCAAAGCCCACAUUUAUGUUUGUAUAUCAGAGGAAAACAACAGACCUGUCACCCCAAGUACUGUGACAAAACUCAGGGUAUCCUCCCAACUGGUAAACAAUUAUUUGUUCAAGUCUUUGUUUUGUUCUUUCUCACUCUUUUGUUCGCUCUCUUUCUCGCUCUUUCCCUCCUUUUUCUAAUACUAUCAGAGCACUUAGAAACAUUACGAAUUUCCCUCAUCACAUCUGCUUGGUGAUUACCAUUUCUAGGCCAUCAACAUUGGUUACUGAUUGGAAGAUUUCUAAAUGAUCUGGUACAAAUAUACUAGUAGUCCAUAUAUUAGCUUUCAUUGCUCCAAUGUGUACAAGUAUCUGGGGGUUGCUCGUACAAUAUAUGUUGUCAGAUUCCCCUGGUGUGUUCCAUGGGUGGAAAGGCGGAUUAUGAUACAUUUUGUACACAACGGGAUUUGUAAGAUAUCGGAAUAAAAUCAGGAAGCAUUUUA